AUCAUUUCAAUAUCUUUGGGUGAUAGGUCAUCGAAUCGUUGUUUCGGUCAUAGCUUGAUGCAUUAAACGACAAUUGUUUUACGAAAGAUUCUUCUGUACGAUUUCUACGUCAAUUCAUAAACUGUAACAAAAUGAAACCUACUCUUGUAGCAGAUGAAAUGUUCCCAGAAGGUGCUGGAUCUUACAUCGAGUUAGAAGAGGUCGGGGGUAGUCGUUUAUUGGUUGAUUUAACUGCAAGUGAAAAGGCAGUGCACGCGGAGUUUUUCAAUGAUUUUGAUGAUUUAUACGACGACGAUGAUCUUGAAUAAAAUUUCAUAAUUUUAGUAAUGGCAAUGAUUGCACUAGUUACAAUAAUAAAAGGAAGAGAAACAACUUAUGAAACUUUUCAAUACAAAAUAUUUUCAGAUAUAUAGAAAUUGAAGUAAAAAACACGAGACAUUUGUUUUUAUAAUUGCUUAUGAUAAAUCUAUCUUCAUCUUUUAUUUGAACUGACCAGAUAACAAUAACAGAUUUACAUAAUACAUAUACGUGAUCGUUAUAAACAAUUAUAAAAACUAGAAUUAAAAUAAUUUCCCUUAUAUUAUAUAUCUAUAAAUUGUGUUCUGCUAUAUCAAUUUAUAGCCAAAAGUCAAGCAACAAAAGUGUGUCCAUUAAGUGUGUGAGAAAGCAAUUAAAUACAUAAAGGUAAAGAAAAUUGAUAUACACAGUGCGAUAACAUUAUUACAAUUUAUUAUUUUUAGUUCGAAAUUGAAUCGAAUGUGCGCCCGUUUAUCCAGAAUACCAUUUUAUCUCGGUAUAUUAGCUCGGGCGAUAUUAAUUAUAAACGUGCCAUAAGAAAAUGAGUACUGGUCAUAAUGUCUCGUACACAUUAAUAUCGAUAUCAUUGUAAAGAUUAUAAUUUACAAUACAUAGAUGCUAGUCAUAUAAA
This is a messenger RNA of Frieseomelitta varia, 928 nucleotides long. Its product is annotated as COP9 signalosome complex subunit 9. The record is from RefSeq and is a predicted model, not a curated record. Gene Ontology annotation, biological process: negative regulation of protein neddylation. The transcript has 3 exons. NCBI's taxonomy places the organism in Eukaryota, Metazoa, Arthropoda, Insecta, Hymenoptera, Apidae. Bases 132 to 308 code for a protein of 58 amino acids.